AUUCCUGGCAUUCCGACCUCAGUCCCUCCUCGGUUACUUAUUAUCGCCGCCUGCUCACUCUCCACAAUCAGUUCACAGCAAGAGAGGAGCGAGGCAGCCCGUCCGGGGGUGAAAAAAAGGAAGAUGAGACACGUUUGAGUCUUAAAAACAAACUCAUGGAAAUAGUGGAUUUACUGUGAAGUUUACUUACAAGAUCGAGAACAACGGUGCGUUACGAUGAGAGCGUGAGCUGGUUCCCAGUUGAUUUAUUUAAAUACUUUCGCAACAAGAAAGAGCACGUCUUGUUUUUAGAGAAGAUAACAACGUACACAAAGCGAUAUGUCGUCCACUGAAGAGCCGUCUGGCACGGUCCUGCACCGGCUCAUCCAGGAGCAGCUCCGCUAUGGAAACCCCACAGACACCCGCACCUUAUUAGCCAUCCAGCAGCAGGCUCUGCGUGGAGGCAGUGGAAGCAACAGUGGACCCAGCAGUGGAGGUGAAAUGGGCAGGAGCCCACGAUCCUCUCUGGAGAGUCUCACCCAGGAGGAACCUCCGUUCCCUCAGCUCUCUGCGAGGCAGGAGCCUCAGGGCCAAGAGCACCAGGGGGACUACCACCACUCAGAAAGUGGCUACCAGCUCUACCAGCUGCACGGGGAAGAGCUGCCAACUUAUGAGCAGGCCAAGGCGCACUCUCAGUAUCUGGCCUCUCAAUGGGCCCCUACAGGCCCCAUCAGGCAGCUCCAUGAGGGGACGCUCCUGCAUGAGGGGACAUUCCACGAAGAGGCAGAUCUGAUGGAGCUGAAGUGCAGCCAUGUGCGGUCACUCAGUGAGCAUCGCAUGCAGAUAUCUCUGGAGAGGAACGAUGUAGUUGCUAAAGCGGAGGCCAUCAAGAUCACCUCACACAGCUACCCUGAGCUUCCUUACUACACACCACAAAGCCUCCAGAGCAUGGGGCCGAGCCUGGACAAGCGUAGCCCACCUCCAGAGUACACGGCGCCCAUCCAGGGCCAAGGAUUUAUCCCUCACCAGGUCCAGGAGCCAAUGCAGGCACAGCAGAACAGGUAUGUCCAGUCCAGUCAGCCAGCAGAAGUCCCCUGCUACAGCACAUUUAACAGUCUGCCACCUGCUGGCUUGGAGGAGCCCAACCAGGUGGAGCUGCUGCUGAUGGAGAACGAGAGGCUGAGACAAGAGCUGGAAGCACACAGGGAGAAGACUGGCCGUAUUCAGAAGUUGGAGCAGGAGAUCCAGCGUAUUUCGGAGGCCUAUGAGACACUAAUGCAGGGCAGCAGUAAGAGGGAAAACCUGGAGCAGACACUGAGGAGGAGGCUAGUGGCCGAGGUCAGGAGGCUGCAGGAUUUCAACAGAGACCUUAGAGAAAACUUGGAAAAUGCCAGAACGCAUGUCGCAAAAGAAGUGGAAGCAGCCGACCAUAACCAGCACAUCAUGGCAAAACUCCUUGAACAAAAUGAGGAGCAGAACUUUGAGAGGGAGCGCGUAGAGCGGGAGCUGCAGCGAUUGCGAACAACGGCGGAGGAGCAGAACGUCAGGGCAAAACGGCUCGAGGAGGCCCUGGAUGCAGCUCGCGGGCGAGGUCGCCAGCUCGAGGAGGAGUUGAGGAGGAAGAGGGCUUACGUGGAGAAGGUGGAGAGGCUUCAGAGUGCCCUGGCUCAGCUCCAGUCCACCUGUGAGAAGAGAGAGAGCCUGGAGAUGAAGCUGAGGACGCGACUAGAGCAGGAGCUGAGGAGUCUGAGGGCACAACAGAGACAGUCCCAGCCUCCAGGGGUGACCAUGAGCUCCCUCCAAGAGCGCCUGCGGGAGCGUGAAGAGCGAAUCCUGGCCCUUGAGGCCGACAUGGUGCGCUGGGAGCAGAAGUACCUGGAAGAGAGCACCAUGAGACAGUUUGCAAUGGAGGUGGCUGCCACUGCCGCUGCUCAGAGAGACACCACCAUCAUUAACCACUCACCCUGCCACUCCUCUAACAACAGCUUCAACGAGGACCUGCCAGUUGCUGACUACAGGAAUCAGGAGAUGGAGAACAGGAUCCGCGCUCUUUACGCUCAGAUCUUGGAAAAGGAUGCCGUGAUCAAAAUCCUCAACCAGCGGCUACACCAUGACCAGGGCCGCAAGGACGAGCCAAGUCCACGCACAAACCUCUUGAAUACAGCUGGGGCAUCUCUACGACCCGCCUCCUCUACUCCCGCCAUCAACACCAUCAGUGGCACCACAAAGAAUAGAGGGAAGAGUCUUUCAGAUGAUCAGACGCCAAAUCGUCAGUUCUCUGCUCAGUCUGAACCUGGAACGCUAGAACGUCAGGGGGAGGGAACCAAAGCCAAAGAGGCUGCCAGCACAACUAAGCUCAACAGUGACAAGACAGCGCCUAAGAAGUUGCUAUUAAACCCCUUCGGAGGCCUGGAUGAGCUGGAGUCAGAAGCAGUGGAAAUCUUCAUUUAAAAAAAAAAAGGACUGAGAGGUGGAUUUUGAAUGAGAAGAAAAACACAAAACAAUUCUGAGAAUCUGUGAAGAGUGCAAGUCUUUGAAUAGAGAAUGGAUUAAAUGUUGGAUGCAAGAAUGUCGUGGAAAGAGGCCAAUGCACGAAAAAAAAAAAAAAAGGACUGUUUUCACAUUUUAGAGACAGAGCUGUGCUCCAACUCACUUACUCUCACUAAGCUUGGACAGCUGCAGGCAGUCUGCCCAGCUAGGAGAGAAAAGAUGAAUCUUCUGAGGUACUCGGACAGUAUUGUGGAUUGUAAUAGGGCAACAUGUUCUCAGAGAGUGUAUGCCAAAAUAUUUAUAUAAAUAUAUAUAUAUUUGCUGCUUUCCCCCCUCCUUUAUCUCCUUUCCCAACCCAGUGAAUUAAGAAGCUACAUAUUUAUCUUAUCUGGUUUCCACAUUCCCCAAAUAUUAACUUAAGCCUCAUGCUCUUCUAGAAAAAUAUGCAAUAAAAGUUUAUCAAAGUGACCUGCAUUCCCCCCCACCCAAAAAACAAAACAAAACAGAAAUAUGGCGUCAAUUUGAAUAACCUCAUUCCCAUCACAUGGAUCUUAUCUGUUCAGAAGACUUCCAUUAAUUUAAGCUUAUAACACAUGAAACACUGCUGAUUUAAAUGCUCUUGCUGUCCAUGUUUCUUAAGCCGAGUAGCUGGUUCUGCAGAAGCUUAGAGGAGCGUGAACAGUGAGAUGCAUCAUAUAUAAAAGACAAUUUGGUAUAUUUUAUUGUUUUGUUUUUUUGCCAAACUGACACAAACCUGGUGUUGUUUGUAAUUUUGGGAGGGUUUUUGUUUUUGCAUCAUGGUGUUGAUUUCAUCAUCUGUUGCUUUUUUUUUUUUUUCUGAUAACUUCUCAAAGUAUGUUUGCAUGUGUGAUUACAGUAUGUGAGUGUGUUUCCUGAGGUGGUGAUUCUGCUGGUUUGAGUCACCACUGUGGGAUAAAAGUUAAACACCGUGUUUGCUUUUUGUUUGUUUGUUUGUUUUUGUUUACUGUGAGCUUUGAACUAACAAACAGGUUAAUUAUUAUUAUUAUUAUAUAUUUUAUACAGAUGUUUGUAUUGUUAUUUUAGAUAUAAUAGUGCUUUGAGCAAGAUGCCAAAGAGUUUAUGUAUGUUUAUUGUAAGUUAUGUGCUGACAAUCACGGUCAUGUCAAGCUGUACACAACCAACCAAGUGUUGACUUCAAACAGACAUUUCUGUGAACUUUGAACAAUAUGAAGGUUUUUACAGUUGAAUUCAUGCAACAUUUCAUAAAGCAAUAAAAUAUUCUAAUAUACAU
Larimichthys crocea (large yellow croaker) is the source of this 3742-nucleotide messenger RNA. RefSeq names its product angiomotin like 2b (gene amotl2b). The coding region runs from base 319 to 2430 and encodes 703 amino acids. The record is from RefSeq and is a predicted model, not a curated record. Gene Ontology annotation, biological process: hippo signaling; regulation of cell migration; angiogenesis. Gene Ontology annotation, cellular component: cytoplasmic vesicle; plasma membrane; bicellular tight junction. Lineage: Eukaryota; Metazoa; Chordata; Actinopteri; Sciaenidae. The transcript has 11 exons.